Molecule: messenger RNA, 2045 nt
Organism: Rotaria sp. Silwood2
Lineage: Eukaryota; Metazoa; Rotifera; Eurotatoria; Philodinida; Philodinidae
Source: the annotation of a GenBank genome assembly
AUGUCAUGUCAGUCACCGGAGGACAUGUUUUUUGUAGCUUCGUCUUUGAGCGAGGUCAUCGAGCGUUUGCAAUCUGCACGUAAAGUAUAUAGACGGCAGACACUUCCAAUUUAUGAACGAGAGCCAGUUAAUUUUUCAGAUAAAAAUGGUAAAUUCAAUGUCGCCCUAUAUCUAUCUGCUUCAUCUGAAAACUCUGAAUACUUACAUUUCACGCGACAGCUGGCAUAUGAAUUAGCUAAUAGAAAAUUCGGCAUUGUCUCCGGAGGAGCUGCACAAGGUCCUAUGGGAGCAAUUCAUGAUGCAUUAACACCAACACUCUUUGAAGAAAUGGAACUUUUGGGCUCGCCUAUCGCUAAUAUUGGAAUUUACACACGUGAAACAAAAUUACGCGAAGGUUUUCCUCAAGACAAAUUGACUUGGGCCUACCAAGCAUCAGAUGUGUAUUAUCGUAUGCAAUUGAUGGAACAAUAUUCGGAUGCAUUCAUCAUUCUCCCAGGCGGCAAAGGUAUUAUGCAAGAAAUUUCUAAAUUAAUGAUUGCAAAGUACAACAAUCAUCAAACUGUAGCUAGCAAGCACAUUAUAAUCUAUAACUGGCAGAUCGAAUUAGUGUACGACAUGGAAAAUGGGAAAAAAACUUCUAUAGGCUUUUACAACCAACUACUAGACGUGAUUUUGGUAGAACAAAUUCAAGCGGAUUGGUUACACAUAGUCACUAAUGUUCAGCAAGCUGUCGAUAUACUGGAAAAAAUUCGUGCAGAAAGGGAUUCAACGAUUGUAGAAUUGUCCAAUUCUCGAACUUUUCAAGGAUGCAAAGGAAGCGUUUAAUUCAUGAGUCUGCCUACAGUUGUAUUUCGUUACGUUCCACUUCGUCCGCUGUCCAACUAUUCUCUUCUACGACUAUUUAGGCAUAUCUUCUCUUUACAAUUUACAUAGGCUCUCAAGCUUGUGUCUUUUGUCUUUACUGCCCUCUAUAUUCUUCUGAUGUUCUCCCCAUUCUCAAUUCUUUUUCAGAGAGUUUCUCUUUAUCGUCUGCAGCGCACAAUAGAAACUUAUUUCUAUGUUUCCAUUUCGUGUGGUUUUCUACGAUAUGUUCACAACAAAUAAAGAAAUAUAUGAAUAAGUACGUUCACGUUCUUCAAAAUGAAGCGAAGAAAAUUUCUCAACUUUGAUCUCCAGUACUUUAUUCUCCGAACUCUUCCCCUGUAAGGAUGUAGAUGUGAAUGUGGGUCUUCAUUCACACCUCACACCAAACCAAAAAAUCGCUUAUAUUCACCACAUUCACACCCUUUUGAAUGUAUUUGUGUGCUCGCAAUUAAUUACCCACACAAGUGUUCUAAUAGAAGUUAACUAUAGUCGAACAGAUUUGUCGAAAACUUUCUGCACAAGCACAUCCCAGAAGACCUUGUGAAACCUCAACAAAGUGACAAAAAGUAGCGCAAACUCAAAGAUUCUCAGGCAUACAACAUAUCGUUUUAAUACGUUAAAAUGUGCGCUUUUUAUGCUGAAAAAAAGAUAAAAGAGCGGUUUUUCUUUUUGUAAAAAAGCAAAUCCGUGGAUAUCACCAUCUUCACACUCGCUCUGUUUUCAAAAGUUUUUUUUAAACGAAAAAAGCUCACAUUGUACCUCAUAAAAACGUGUUUCUUUUAUCGAUUUUGUCUGACUAAGCUGUAAAUAAAAUGUUUUAAAAAUUGAGCAAAUUCAAGAACAUGAAAAUAUGAAUAAUAUUGUAGAAGACCAGAUUCUAUCGUUCAUCUUUCCGAGAAAAUGUAAAUUUUUCUCUUUUAAGUGGAUAGUAAUAGUUUUAAGCAAUUUUACUUCAUUGUCCACCAUUUGUGCGUUCAAUUAUCUCCUUUGAAUUUGAUCUCGAUAGUAUUAUAUCAGUACGAUUUAGUGAUCAAGGACUGUUCUACGCACAAUCGCAUCAUUUUACUCAUGUUUCUGUCAAGUAUAAUAUAUGUUCAUGUAGGUGAAAAUAGUAGUAUAUCUCAACUAAAAUUAAUAAGUUAUGUUCCUCAAUUUGACAUUUUCCUUGAUUAAUUUCAUUC